Messenger RNA from Eruca vesicaria subsp. sativa (arugula), 2802 nucleotides. The record is from the annotation of a GenBank genome assembly. NCBI's taxonomy places the organism in Eukaryota, Viridiplantae, Streptophyta, Magnoliopsida, Brassicales, Brassicaceae.
AUGCCUGAAGCUGGAGGGGAUAGACGUUUAAAUCCACCCACUAGUUCCUGCACAUCUGACAGUACUUACAAGCUGCAAUCAAGCUUGUCUGGGACGCUUCCCUCUGUUAUUCCUAAUGGCAGAACAACCACAAGUGAUACUCACUGGGAGAGCACUCUUUUUUCCAGCUCUCUCUCUGAUAUUUCUUGUAGAAAACUAGGGCUACCAAGAAGUGAUACUUUAGUCUUUAUGUCUGUAAACCGGGAGGAGGAACCUUUUGAGUCUUUAGAAGAGAUGGAGGCACGAACUAUUGGAAAUCUUCUUCCAGAUGAGGAUGAUUUUUUUGCAGGUGUCGUUGGACAUAAGUCUCGUGCCAAUGAUUUGGAUGACUUUGACCUGUUCAGCAGUGUUGGUGGCAUGGAAUUAGAUGGUGAUGUUUUUUCCACUGUGAGUCAAAGAGGCAGCAAUGUUUCUGUUUCUGGCGAGCUUCCUAAAGGGGAAAUUGUAUCCAGAACUCUUUUUGUUAGGAAUCUGGAUAGCAUCAUUGAAGACUGUGAGCUUAGGGUCCUUUUUGAGCAAUAUGGAGAUGUCCGGGCUCUUCAUACAGCUGGCAAGAGUCGUGGCUCUAUCAUGAUAUCAUACUAUGAUAUAAGGGCUGCUCAGAAUGCGAUGAGAGCACUCCACGGUAGGCUCUUAAGGGGAAGGAAGCUUGAUAUUCAUUAUCAUAUCCCAAAGGAGAAUCCUAAAAAAGAGAACACCAGCGAAGGAGCUCUGUUGGUUAAUAAUCUUGAUUCUUCGAUAUCCAGUGAAGAGUUUCACAGAAUAGUCAGUUCAUACGGAGAAAUCAGAGAGGUUCGUCAUGAGAACUCACAAAUAUACAUAGAGUUCUUUGAUGUUCGAGCCGCAGUGGCUGCUCUCCGAGGUCUAAAUGGGAUUGAGAUUGCUGGGAGGCAGCUUAAACUUUCCCCAUCCUGUCCAGAUGGUAUAAGUUUCACGCCACAGUUUGCUACAGAUGAUGUUGAGCGGCGUCUAUCUAAAAUGGCUUUUACCAAUCUAUCAUCAGCGCAAAUAGGAAGCCGUUUCCCAGGAAUAUUAGCUUCAACCUCCAUUAAUGGUAGAUCUAUGCACAGUUCUGUUGGAUCACCUGUGAAUUCCUUCAUUGAACGGCACCAGAAUCCUAAUGGGGUGCCACCUAGCAAGCCUGUUGAUCUUCAGGAAUCUGGAAACCCCUUUGAUAGUUCAAAAAUGGGGAUCCAAAGCAUGCCAAAUCUGCAUCCUCAUUCUUUUCAUGAGUACCUUGGCAACUUUGCAAGUGGUAGUCCAUAUAAAUCCUCUACGACAUUCUCUGAAAUGGUCAGUGAUAGCCAAAAAGCAAGUGAAGGCUUUAUGAUGAGCAACGGUCGUGGAGUGGGCGUAGAUGGGAUUAAUGGAGGUGGAUCCCUUCGUGCUAACCACAACUUGUGGAGCAACCCUAACACUCAGCAACAUAAUCCGUCAAGUGGCUUGAUGUGGCCUAACUCACCGUCUCGCGUCAGCAACAUUCCUCCUCAGCGCAUCCCACCUGUUACUGCAUUCUCUAGAGCAUCUCCUCUAAUGGUGAACAUAGCAUCAUCGCCUGUGCACCACCACAUUGGAUCGGCUCCUGUAUUAAACUCGCCUUUUUGGGAUAGAAGACAGGCCUAUGCAGCUGAAUCUCCAAAAUCCUCUGGAUUUCAUAUGGGUUCUCAUGGUAGUAGCAUGAGGUUUCCUGGCUCUUCUCCCUCACAUCCAAUGGAAAUGGGUUCUCAUAAGGUGUUGAGAUCAUCACCACAGAUGUCUCACCUGUAUAAUGGAAGGAGGAGCUCAAUGCUUUCAGUGCCAGGCUCAUUUGGCUUGCCUAAUGAACGGUACAGGAAUCUCUCUAACAGAAGAAGCGAUUCUAACUCUAGUAAUGCUGAAAAGAAACUGUUUGAGCUUGAUGUUGAUCGUAUAUUACGUGGGGAGGACAGCAGAACAACACUGAUGAUAAAAAACAUUCCUAAUAAGUAUACUUCUAAGUUGCUUCUAGCUGCCAUUGAUGAGUACUGUAGAGGAACAUAUGAUUUCUUUUAUUUGCCAAUUGACUUCAAGAACAAAUGCAAUGUAGGAUAUGCUUUCAUCAACCUUACCAAACCGGAAAACAUUGUCCCAUUGUACAAGGCAUUCAACGGUAAGAAAUGGGAAAAAUUCAACAGCGAGAAGGUGGCGUCUCUGGCAUAUGGUCGGAUCCAGGGACAAUCAGCUCUUAUUGCUCAUUUCCAGAACUCGAGUUUGAUGAACGAAGACAAACGUUGCCGGCCUAUUCUCUUCCACACCACUGGUCCAAAUGCUGGUGAGCAGGAAACAUUUCCAAUGGGUUCGAACAUUCGGUCAAGACCAGGGAAGCAUCGAACAAAUAGGUUUGACAAUUACACCAACUUUAGCAACAGCUCUGAAAACCGAGAAGAGACAGAUUCGUUCUAACCGAUGAGCAAGACAGUUUUCAUGUCAUAAGUCAGACUAACCUUAGGCAUCUUCUGCAGAGGUAAAACAUAGAAAGAGAAGAGACCCAAAAGAUUAAGACAAAGGUAAAUAUACUUGUUCAAGUUUGCUUCACAAGUUUUGUUGUAUCAUCAAACCCCAGAGAAAUCUUGCUGUUUUUUUUCUCUUCUAAACUUUUAAAUCUUUCCAACCAAAAAGUAAUUGUAUCUAGAAGGAUCUAUUUUUGUACUUUGCUUACAAAAUGUAACAAGAAACUAGUAGGAUCGAUGUGUUCAGUUAUGUCCAACCAAAAAGAACUGUUGGGAUGUGUCUACAAAGGAUUUU